This is a messenger RNA of Botrytis deweyae, 1383 nucleotides long. RefSeq lists its product as uncharacterized. The record is from RefSeq and is a predicted model, not a curated record. The transcript has a single exon. The coding region runs from base 1 to 1383 and encodes 460 amino acids. NCBI's taxonomy places the organism in Eukaryota, Fungi, Ascomycota, Leotiomycetes, Helotiales, Sclerotiniaceae.
AUGACUACCCAAUCCGGAAAAGACCCUCUCAGGCGAGAAACUUCAUCUCAUGAACACAAUGAUUAUCUUACCGAAUCCCUAAACGAAUCAACCUCAUCUUCAAGGCGCGACCGUAUUUCCCAGAAAAAAAAAGCAUUGGAAGAAAAACGACACAACUACGAAAAGAAAUACGGAUCUACUACCUCUCAAAAGCCGUCUAGCUCUAAAAUCUCAGGACAGGAUCCACCGCAAAAUAAGUUGGGAAAAAGCUCAAGUUAUGGAUGGGGAGAGAUCAAAGAUUCUCCCGCCGACUCCUCAGAGGGAGAAGGGGGCGUACAUUGGCUCGACGCACUCCUUGCUGAAAAUCUUUCGCCCGCGGAAUUUAGCGAUAGAAUAAAGGAGAGAAAUGCGCAACCCGACCCCGAUAUUGAAUAUCUCAAGCAAUUGAAUGCAGAACUAGAUGCCACAAUGCAACGCCACAAAGAAAAGGCCGCAGAGAUCCUCAAAAAGAAAGAAGAAUUGUCGGCAUUGAAAUCGACGGGGAAACCGCCGAGGAGAGCGGGGCGGCCAGGAGACCGAACUUCGAGUGAAAAUGAGUAUCAGAGGGUGGAGGGAGAGAGAAGUAGAAGAAAGAGAGAAUACGGCGAACCACCUCAACCCUUUGAUUGGUUUACGCCGGAAGUUCGGAACGUGAAUGGAGGGAACGCAAAUGGGUAUGAGGAUAUGGAUGAUUGGGGGAAACCGACCCAUAAAGAAUCCCAGGACCCUGUGAUCCAGGCUGCGGAUGAGGUAGAGCCUACUAAACCUUCAGACUCAGACAAAUCAAAUGAGCAUGAGAAUGCAGAGGAUUGGUGGAAGCCAUUUCAGAGAGCACCUCGGGAACCUGUGACCACGACCCCAAAAGAUCCAGCGCGCGCUAAAUCUUCAACCAAGAGUGUAAAAUGGGGAGAAGGUCUCGGCGCGGGCGGGAAACAUAUACAGCCUUUUGCAGGUGGCCGUCUACCUUUCCACAACGAGCCCGAGAGUCCGAUAGAUGCAGCCGAGAGGCUCGAAAAUCAACUCAGGGCAAACGAGGACUACAAACACAAAUCCAGAUACAAAAGCCCUACAGUUAUGGAUUUUGAAGAGCCACUCGUGUCAAGCAAGCAAUACAAAAUAAAAAAAUCUACACCCCUCCACGACAAAGCAGUCCAAAAUGCUCCAUUACCAGAUCCAUCCGCGGCACGCAUAAACCCUCAUUCUCAAAACGAUCACGCGGGAAAAUUGAGCUGGAUGGAGAUUGCGAUAAUUGUGGUGAUUGGAAUGUUACUGGGAAGAUUGGCACUGACGAUUACAGGUGUUACAUCUGAAAAACAAGAUAUCAGUGGAAGUUUGAAGUGGGGAUUAGGGAAGACUGUUGAAUAA